Molecule: messenger RNA, 5265 nt
Organism: Penaeus indicus
Lineage: Eukaryota; Metazoa; Arthropoda; Malacostraca; Decapoda; Penaeidae
Product: dynein axonemal heavy chain 3-like
Exons: 30
Coding region: 1-5265 (1754 amino acids)
Biological process (GO): microtubule-based movement
Cellular component (GO): dynein complex
Molecular function (GO): minus-end-directed microtubule motor activity; dynein intermediate chain binding; dynein light intermediate chain binding
Source: RefSeq, a predicted model, not a curated record
AUGAAAAUCUUCGCAACGCGACCUUUUCACGACAUUUUGGGGAGUUCAAAACAACGCAUUUCGAACGGUUCCAGGCGCGUGUCAGAGGACAUACUGACGGAGGGCAAGUGGUGCCCCCAAGUCACUCCGGCGAGCUACCUCCACCUUCUGCAGGAGUUCCGCGCCCUCUUCACCGCUCGUCAGACGCAGGUCACCGCCGUCAAGAAGAAAUACCUGUCAGGUCUCGACAAACUGGCCUUUGCCGCCUCGCAGAUCUCAGUCAUGCAGGAGAUGCUGGCCUCCCUCGGGCCCCAGAUUGAAGAGGCUACCCAAGACGUCAGCAAGAUGAUGGAGAUUAUAGAGCAGGAGGAGUGCCAGGCGGAGCUCAACCAGGCCAUGCCAGCGUUGCACGAGGCCGUGGAGUCUCUGAACACGCUCAAGCCAGCGGACAUCACGGUGGUUAAGAGCAUGAAGAAUCCUCCGCAGGCCAUCAAGCUCGUCAUGGCGGCCGUGUGCGUGAUGCUCGAAAUCAAGCCGGAGAAGAUGAAGAACAGCAGCGGGAAGACGAUCUUCGAGUACUGGGGCCCGAGCAAGCGCCUUCUGGGAGACAUGAGCUUCCUGCAGCAGCUGAAGGACUACGACAAGGACAACAUCCCCGAGGCCGUGAUGGACAAGAUCAACAAGGAGUACGUUCGGCUGCCGGAGUUCGACCCUGUCUCGGUAGCCAAGGCUUCCAGCGCGGCGGAGGGCCUCUGCAAGUGGGUGCGGGCCAUGGCCUCCUACAACGCCAUCGCCAAGUCUAGUCACAUCCCUAUGUUCUUUCUCCACAUGAUACACAAUAUCGUGGCGCCCAAGAGGGAACGGCUGGCGGAGGCGGAGGAGGAGGUGAAGGAGCGCAUGGGCAUCGUGGAGGGCAAGAGGAACGAACUGCGACAGCUGGAGGAGAAGCUGGAGAACCUGCAGCGAAGGUUCUCUCUCUCCUGCCGUGAGAAGGAGAAGCUCGAGAACGAACAGAAGCUGUGCGGACUCAAGCUGGAGAGAGCGAGGAAACUCAUCAGCGGCCUCGGCGGCGAGCGCUCCCGGUGGGAGGGCGCGGCCGAAACCGCCGGAGCCGAACUACUGCGCCUGCCCGGAGAUACCUUGCUGGCCGCCGCGUCACUCGCCUACCUGCCGCCCCACCAGCCGGAAGUCAGGGAGCGCGUGCUGGCCGAGUGGACCCAGGCCGUGGUGGAGGCGGAGCUCGAGGUGACCACGCCCUUCAGCCUGGUGGACAUCCUGACCCCGCCCCUGCACGUGAGGGCGUGGGGGCUCGAGGGACUGCCCACCGACGCCUUCUCGCUCCAGAACGCCACGGCUAUUAAGCAUACCGUCAACCAAGCCCUUUCCUCCGCCCCCGAGAACCUCCGAAGGAAAGCUCAUUCCGACGGCCCCGCCCCUCUCCCCGCCCCCAGAUGGCCCUACUUGGUGGACCCGGACGAGCAGGGGACGCGGUGGCUGCAGCUCCACGAGGCCGCCAAUGAGCUAGUGGUUCUUCGCGAGCAGGAUUUCAACGCCCCGGCUUCUCGACCUGGAGGAGGAGCUGUGGCCCAGAUAACGCUGCUGGAGGACGCUCUCGCCCGCUGCAUUCCCAAAGGGCGCCCGGUUCUCCUGAUGGACUUGGCGGGGGAUCCGCCGUCCCAGUUGGCUGACCUUGUCGCACGCAACACGAGGGAGGAAGGCGGCGUAAGAGUGGUGAUCAUCGGCUCCCUGACGCUGCAGUACCACCCCGGCUUCCGGCUGUACCUCGCCAGUCGCCACGCCCGUCCCAGCCUGUCCCUCGAGACGGCUGCGUCCCUCACCGUCGUCAAUUUCACCGUCACCGUCCAAGGCCUGCACGACAACCUGCGGCAGAUCCUCGUCAGGAAGGAGAGACCUGAGCUGGAGGACGAACGCCAGAAGCUGGUGCUGACGACCUCGUCCCACCAGCGCGCCCUGCAGGACACGGAGGAGCGCAUCCUUCACACCCUGUCCUCCGCGCAGGGCAACAUCCUGGAGUCGGAGGAGGUCAUCAACAUCCUGCAGGAGACGAAGCAAAUGUCCGACGACAUCAAGCGGAAGCAGGAGCAGUGCGUGGAGACGGAGGCGGCGCUGCUGGAGUGCUGCAAGCAAUACGAGUCCGUGUCCCGUCCCGCUGCGUCCCUCUACAUCACCCUCGCCAGCCUCGCCUCCGUGUCGCCCAUGUACCAGUUCUCGCUGCGCUGGUACGUCGAUCUCUACGUCGCCGUCAUCGACACCACCGGCAAGAGUUCCGUGCUGGAGCGCCGUCUGAGCCUCCUGCAGGAAGCCCUGGUGAGCCGCGUGCACUCCGCCGUCGUGAAGGGCCUCGCCGCCCCUCACCGUCUGCCCUUCACUUUCCUCAUCGCCCUCCACGCCCUCAGAGUCUCGGGGGCAGUGAGCGCGAGCGUGGAGUCGGCCCUGUUUCGUCUGGCGAGUCAGAGCCCGGCCGGGUGCGUUCCGCCCCCCGACUGGCUGGCCACGCCCCUUGGCCCCGCCUGGCCCGCCCUCCUGCACCUCACGACGCUGCCGGAGUUUGAAGGUUUGUCUGAGAGCUUGGAGAAAGACGCCGUCGGUUGGGUCAGCCUAACGGGCUGCGCCCUGCCGGAGAGGUCCGCUCUGCCCCGCCCCUGGCACCGCCUACAGCCUGUUCUGUGGCUCCUGCUGGUCGCCGCCCUUCGCCUGGACAAGCUUACGUGGGCGGUAAGGGUCAUCGUGGGCGAGAUCCUGGGCGCCCAUUUCUCCUCACCUCCGCCUGUGGACGUGGGCGUGUUCCUGGAGGCGCCCGCGCAGCCCAAGUCCUCCUCGCGUACCCCGGCCCCCGCCCGCCCGCCCGCCCCCCUCCUGCUGGUCACCUCGCCCGGGGUCGACGCCCUGGAGGAGGUCUUGCUCCUGGCCGCUCAGGGACCGGAGGGCGCGCUCGCGAACGUGUCUCUCGGACAGGGCCAGUCUUCCGUGGCGGAAGUCGCCGUGCAGAGCGGGGCGAGCGAGGGCGGCUGGGUGGUGCUGCAGAACCUCCACCACGCCUUGGACUGGCUGCCGACGCUGGCGAACAUCAUCACUCGCCUGUACACAGAGGGCGUCCCCAACGGCGGCAGUGGCGGCGCUCGCAAAGCCAACGGCAACGGCGGACUCCACCCCAACUUCCGGCUGAUUCUCACCACGGAGCCCACGGACGAGUUCCCCGUGGCACUACUGAGGAGUGUGGAGAAGGUGUACGUGGACGCCCCCGGGGACGCUCGCCACGCCCUCCUGGAGGCCAACCUCACUCUCACUCGACACGCGUCCAACCUCACCUUCUCUGAGGAGGACGAAGAAGAGGAAGUAGAAGCCGCGAUUUACCGCCUGCUACACGGCCUCAGCGUCUUCCACACCGUCGUCAGCGAGCGAGGGCGCCACGGCCACCUCGCCUGGGCCGACCCCCCCGCCUUCACGGCCACGGAUCUCACACUCGCCAUCAGCGUUGUUACGAGCAGCGUGGAGGAAGGCCGCGACGUCGACCCAGAGAUGCUGGAGUACCUGGUGGGUCGAGUCUUCUACGGCGGGCGUGUUCAUCGAUUGGAGGACCAGCAGGUGAUCCUCAGCAUCCUCAAGGAAGUCCUCGCCAUCUCCUUGAAGCUGCCGGAGGAAAUCACCCCUCGCUCUGCCGAAGGAGGAAUCACAGGCUUAGACAGACCGGAAAUCUUCGGUCUGCCGGCGGGAGUCCAGCAGCUGCAGGAGAUCGAGGCCGGCCAGCGGUUCCUCACCGUCCUGGCCACUGUCGGGGGGGCGCAGAGUCUCCAAGGGAAGUCCGAAAGGAUAUCUAGGGACGAAGUGAAGAGAUUGAAGAAGAUGAUUUCAAAACAUAGAUUUCCGGUUUUAGUAGAACUUCCCAGAUGGUUGUCGAAAGGAGAGGACCAGCUGGACGAGUGUGAGGAGCGAGACCUGCGAGACGUCAUGAGAAGAGAGAUCAACAAGUACAAUACCAUUAUCCUCGGCAUCACUCGGUCCUUGGAGGCGGUGGCGCAGGCGUCCACUGGAGGAAGCGUCCCCGGUGAUGGGACCGAGGAGGUGAUAUCAGCAGUGAACCUCGGCCACACCCCCGCGUCUUGGAGAGCCCUGUGUAAACACCCAACACCCGGGACUCUACACGCCUUCCUUCAGGACUUCCAUGCUCGAGUGGACUUCUUUAGGACGUGGCUGAAUAAUGGAUGUCCCAAGACCUAUUGGUUAGGAGCAUUCCAGUUCCUCCCAGCGUUCCUAACCACCAUCCUGCGCCAGGUGGGGCAGAGCACGCGCCGGCCUCUCCACCACCUCACCUGGGGCUUCCACUUAACCGACGAGCCAUCGCCGGAGAUGCCGGAGUUCAUGCCAAGCGACGCGGAGGAAGAGGACACUAAAGACGGCGGCGAACAAGUCGAUAGAGAAGAGGGCGAGAAAGAGACGGAGGAAGCUAGUGUUCCUGAAGAAGGAGGUGAUGACGAAAAGGCAUCGCAAGAAGAUGGAGGAGACAAGGAAGAGGAGAAAGAGGAGGAAACCAAGGCGGAAAAGACAGCUCCAGAAGAACCAGAAGAAAAGGUUUGGCCAAUAAGCACCAAGGAGUCCAGAGCCCAUUGGAAUGCACUGGGGAACGAUGGUCUCGUCGUCCAUGGGAUGUGGCUAGUUGGAGCAGCGUGGAACGUAAACAAACAUACAUUUGUGCCGAAACUCCCUGUCGACUAUUUGGACUACGAUUUUUUCAGAAAAGAGUUGGAGGAACCGUCAUCCCAAGAGCUGAUACAGAAGCUCCCAUUGCUAAGCAUGAUUCCAACACCCACCGUGCAGACCGGGUCGUACACCAUGCGAGGGGCGCCUUCACUCUGCACCACAGCCCGCUCUCAACCCUCGCUUCAUCGGCAGUCAUCGACAACCCUAACUGAAAGUGAGGGACCUGUAGAAGCAGCAGAGGGACCUGAACCACCAGCGUCAGACCGACCUUCCACGGAGGAUCAUCCUACUUCGGAAGCGCAUCAAACCCGUUUCUCUGACGAAUUUCAAAACAUCAAGGAUUCCACUUCACUCGACCUGCACUUGGGGGAGGAGACGCUACCCAGCAGUAGGAGUGACGUGCUUUCGACGGCUCGGUCGAGGUACUAUGAGUGCCCUGUUUACGAGGGAGGUCCGAGCAGUAGUGCCAGUCAGAUGCCUGUGUUGAACAUUACUCUUCCUGCUGGAGCAAAAGGGGGCAACCACUGGGUGCAGAGACGUGUUGCUAUAUAUUUAAGCAAGUACUAA